This is a messenger RNA of Ramularia collo-cygni, 705 nucleotides long. RefSeq names its product related to alpha-acetolactate decarboxylase. Gene Ontology annotation, molecular function: acetolactate decarboxylase activity. Bases 1 to 705 code for a protein of 234 amino acids. The record is from RefSeq and is a predicted model, not a curated record. NCBI's taxonomy places the organism in Eukaryota, Fungi, Ascomycota, Dothideomycetes, Mycosphaerellales, Mycosphaerellaceae. The transcript is spliced from 3 exons. Gene Ontology annotation, biological process: acetoin biosynthetic process.
AUGGAGCAGAAUCACAUCUACCAGUACUCGCUGCUCAAUGCCCUGAUGGACGGAGUCUGCGAGACUGGAAUAUCGGUCUCGAAGCUUUCUUCAAAGGGCAAUCAAGGGCUUGGUACUUUCGCUCGGAUGAAUGGCGAACUUCUGUUCCUGGACGGCGUAGUGUAUCAGCUGCUUCCCGGAGGAAAGACACGAAAAGCAGACGAGAGUGAUCAGAUACCAUUCGCCGUUAGCACUCAAUUUGUGCCUCAGCAGACCCGUAAAGUGGAAUUUCGCAGCAAAAACGACGUGGACGAGGCACUAAGGUCUUUCAACGAUCAUGCUGCAAAUUUGUUCAUGACAUAUCGCAUCGAUGGUCACUUUGAUUACGUCAAGUGCCGAACUGUCAGAGGGCAGGAAUAUGAAGGGCAGCCACUUUCAGAGCUUGGGGAGAAGCAAUCCGUCGAGGAGUACGAAAAGACGGAGGGUACAAUCAUCGGAUUCAGAACACCAAAGAACUGGCAGGGGUUCGGUGUGGCGGGCGAGCAUCUGCAUUUCAUCACUAAAGACCGCACAGCUGGUGGUCACGUCCUGGACGUCAAAGCAAAGACAGUGGAGAUGCAAAUGGCCGUUGCGGCGGACGUGCACGUACAGCUUCCAACGUCUGAUGACUUCAACGCUGCGACCCUCCUCACCGAUGAUGACGGAGUGAAGAAGGUAGAAGGAUGA